AUAUAUUCCAUUAAUAUCACUCGGUGUUAUUUGUCCUUCACUGUCAAAAUUUAAGGUUCCCAUUAAAUGAUCAUUUAUUACGCACUUACAAAAAUGUCUUGUCAAACAUUGUCAUCAGAAAUGGAAUCCUUUUCUUUAUGCUUGGUCGACGAGUGUGGAAAAGGCGCUCAAACACAUCCAAAGCCCGGAAAAUAUUUUGAAUAGGACUCUGUUAGAUUUUCAAGCGUUAUUCUUCAAAAGUGAUCGAUCGAAUUAGACGGCGUAGUUUUAAGGUAUAUUUGAAAUUAGUGAGUUGCUCAGCGUUGUUAUAACGAGAGUGCAUGAGACGAAGAGUUAGGAUUACUAACUUCCUACCCGCGUCAACAAGCGACUAAGACGAGACGUAGGCAGAAAAAAUAUUUUUGAAAUGUUGGGUCAUGAAUUAUUAAUUGUUUGCGAAUGAUAAUGGGCUUGUGACUCAGCAGAAGGUAGAAAUAAUAUUUUAUAUCGCUAUAUUUCCACUCUCCGCAAUCAGACCGCGCGAUUCACCUUCGCAGUAACUUCACAGGAAAUUUUUCAUCGUGCAGCGAAAAUUUCAAAAUGAAUGACACGCUGGCAGUGAACAGUGGCAAAGAGAAUUCCCGCGGUACAUUAAGGACUGAUCUUCCUUCCAAGACAGAAGGCAUUGUAUGGUGCUGUCUUUUUGCAGUUCUAUCUGUCUUCAUCGUCGUAGAAAGCUUGCUCACCGUUUUCCUCUUUACAUUCAACAAGAAGCUCCGCAAGAAAAGCCUGUUUCUUGUCCUCAAUAUGGCGAUUGCUGAUCUGAUCUUUGGAGCUCUAGCUCUUCCUCUAUAUAUUUACCUCGGCUUUGGAAGGCCAGAGUAUUACCGAAUCUGGACUCAAAAUGUAAACACGUCUUUGAACUUGUUUUUAGACGUUACCUCGAAAGUCACAUUGGUGGCUUCGUUAAUUUCCGUGGCCUUCAUUUCUUGUGAGAGGUUCUACGCCAUAUCGCAGCCUUUUAAUCACCGAACACUAACAGUGCGAAAUUACUGCACUGUAAUCUUGACAGUUUGGAUUUUGGCCUUGCCUUUCUCUAGCUUGGUGUUCUUGAUUCCCGGGCAAGAAUGCACAUACGUAGGAAUGCCAUUCGCGGUUAUCCUGCUGUUCACCAUUUGCGGUUGUAACAUCGCAGUUUGGAGGAAGCUUAAACAAAGAAGCGUCGACUCGCAUCCGCAGAGUAGAAUCUCGCGGAAUGAACGCGUGACGAGAACUUUGCUAUUUGUUUCUACCCUUGCCUUGUUUUGCUGGCUUCCUUUUGUUAUUUCAAACGGUUUAAGAGGGCUAGACGUUGAGAUACCAUGGAGACAUGCAAUGAUUGUCAAUUUUCUCAACUUUUCCAAUUCGUUCGUAAAUCCCAUCGUUUAUGCACUGAGAAUUCCGGAGUUUCGACGCGCGUUAGCAGUGUGUUGUUCCACAAGGGAUAGGAAGUUGAACAAGGAAAAUAUUGAAACUAGAAAUAACAAAACAGACCCUUUAAUACCGCCGACACAGCCGAAAUCAUCAAAACCUGAUUCCAGUCACCCACAGCCUAAGUUUGAUGAUGUAAAUACAGACAGCAAAAUGAUGUUAACCGAGGAACAAGAACUUUUUUCGCUUCUUAAGUAAUACUUGCUUCAAAGAAAUUUGUGCUAGUUCAGAUUACUUUUAACUUCAGCUAAUUCUGUAAAUAAAUGGAAGACACUGUGCAUUUCAAUAUACCACGUACCAGAGAAAUGGUUGAUAAAAUUGUCUGUGAAUUCUAGUGUUAUACUACUCAGUAAAGUAUCAAGGUGGAAAUAAUCCGCUUCGUAGGAGUCCUUCAUUCUCGGCGAAGUCCGUCGUGCUAGUUAGAAAAAAAAAAGUCUAAGAAAAAUAUUGCUGUUAGCGCGCCGCAGGGAACCGCUUGGAGUGACGCCGAUGUGGCGCGGGAGCUCCAUGAAUGAGGCGCUACUUCUCGAGCGCGACGGACUUAGUCUAGGCGUCAGUAAUUUUGCUACAGUUGGCGCGCCAUACUAUCGAACAGGAGAAUGUUUUGUUUUUCUUGCAAAAAUUAUCGCACGAAAGAAGGGUCGAGAAAAGGAACAAUUAUCACACAGACCGCUCUUAGGUGGGACAAUUCUCUGCCAUUUCACUGUUGGACGCAGUACACCAUUUCCGAAUUACACUUGGCCUCUCUUUCAAAACGAGGCUUGAUGCUCGACCAUUCGU
Stylophora pistillata is the source of this 2229-nucleotide messenger RNA. Its product is annotated as adrenocorticotropic hormone receptor-like. Gene Ontology annotation, biological process: G protein-coupled receptor signaling pathway. NCBI's taxonomy places the organism in Eukaryota, Metazoa, Cnidaria, Anthozoa, Scleractinia, Pocilloporidae. Gene Ontology annotation, molecular function: G protein-coupled receptor activity. The record is from RefSeq and is a predicted model, not a curated record. Gene Ontology annotation, cellular component: plasma membrane.